Messenger RNA from Sciurus carolinensis (gray squirrel), 1454 nucleotides. RefSeq lists its product as uncharacterized. The transcript has 6 exons. Bases 1 to 915 code for a protein of 304 amino acids. Lineage: Eukaryota; Metazoa; Chordata; Mammalia; Rodentia; Sciuridae. The record is from RefSeq and is a predicted model, not a curated record.
AUGUCCAGGCCUGAGGAGGAGGAGGCCAGUGCUCCCUGCAAGGCUGCUCUCUUCAGCUGGCAGGCGGCUUUGCAGGAAUCCUGUCAUGAGGGUGCACCAAGCUCACCCUGCCCGCAGGCCUCCCACGUGAAGCAAGGGCUGACGGGAAGCCCAGCCCGUCCUGGCCACCAGCCGCCCUGCACCACAGUGCCCUCUCCUGGGCACGCAGGGGAGGCUCGUCUCAGGCCAGCAGUCGGAGAUCUCACAGGCGUGACUUCGGACACGGCCCGGAGGCUCCUCUUCAGGAGGGUGGCCCGCAGCAGAGGAUCCAGGAGACCUGGGACGGAGGCCUCUGAAAUCCUGAGCCAAAAUGACCUUCGCUCCUCCAAGGUGCUCGGGUCGGGUAUUUUGGUCCCAGUGACGCAGAGCUGGCUAACAGACGAUGCUCUCAGGAGGAGACUGUGUGUGCAUCCUGGUCUCUGGGGUGGAGUCCUGGAUCAGCCGGGAGGUGGCAGGAGCCACAGUCUCCGAGCUCCCAUAGGUGGACGGCCACAGCGUCACCUCUGCAGGCAUGAGGUGCCCGCGGCUCCGGCCGCACCUCCAACAGCAGGCAGAACCAACAACUCCAGAAAUAAGACCGGAGAGGGGGAAAUUGGGCCAAAUAUCCCUUUGAAUCUUUAUGAAGAUGAAGGGGCGGCUGCAGCCUCCCGUGAGAGCCAGAUGGGACUGAGCUGGACUGGGGACUCAGCAACACCCCCUCUCCUCAGCCCAGGCAGCGCUCCGCCCGUGGGACCGACGGCCAGAUGGCCUGCUGGGACAGACCUUUCUGGAGUGGACGGCUCAGAGAGGACGAGGUGCCCCUGCUCCUGUCAGUCCCCUGUGGUUUUCCCCUCUUGGCGUUACAGUCUUCCCGUUGGGAUUGACAAGCAAAAGUGAUUCAUCGAAGUCUCUUUAAAAAUUGUCUCUGCCUUUCCUCUUAUUUAGCAUGUUUUUAAUCUUGGAAGGUUUCAAUGAUAACUUGGCCAAGUUUACCAUUUUUUAAUGUCAUCUCCAUCCUGAGAAGCAGCUACCAUCAUCGUCGUCUCCUAGGUCUUUGAGUGAGUGGUCAGUGCCCCAGGCUCUGGGGACACCUGCCUGUGCAUUGUCACAAGGUCCUGUGAGGAAGCCCCCAGUGUCUGCCCCAGACGGCAGAGAGCUGAAGAACGCACAGGCAGGGGCAGGUGGUCUCUGAACACCACCCGAUGGCCCUGUCGCUCUGGUUAGGAGCAGUGUCUCAGGCCCCGCGGUCCAGAGCCCAGAGCCUGGGAAAUGAAAGCGCCCACUUAUUUGGGCUCCUAAUUGCUAUGCCAGGAAGGGAGAAUGAUACCGCUGAUAAUGUUUUUUGCAGGAAUGAUACAGACUCCAAUUUAGGAAUGAUAAAAAGCUACAGGAGAGGCUGUGACUCAUUUUAAUGCUCUGUUUUGAGAGACAUCAAA